CCUCCCAGCCGCCCGGGUCCCGCUCUCCCCGCGCCGGAGGGACCCGCAUCCUCCCGGCUCCCUCCUCUCGGGUUGGAUUUACAUAGUGAUGUGUAAACUACAGGAUGCCCAGCAGCACUGGAAAGAGGUUUAAACCUACGAAAUACAUCCCGGUCUCCACAGCAGCUGCCUUAUUAGUGGGUUCGACUACUUUAUUUUUUGUUUUCACGUGCCCCUGGUUGACAAAAGCCAUCUCCCCAGCCAUCCCAGUGUACAAUGGACUCGUUUUCUUGUUUGUGCUGGCAAACUUCAGCAUGGCAACUUUCAUGGACCCUGGAGUUUUCCCACGAGCGGACGAGGAUGAGGAUAAGGACGACGACUUCCGCGCGCCGCUGUACAAGAACGUGGAGAUCAAAGGAAUCCAAGUACGGAUGAAGUGGUGCGCGACCUGCCACUUCUACCGCCCGCCCCGCUGCUCCCACUGCAGCGUCUGCGACAACUGCGUGGAGGAUUUUGACCAUCACUGCCCAUGGGUCAACAAUUGCAUAGGACGGAGGAACUACCGCUAUUUUUUUCUCUUCUUGCUGUCCUUAAGUACACACAUGGUUGGAGUGUUCACCUUUGGGCUCAUCUUCGUCCUGAACCACAUGGAAAAUCUGGGAGCAGCUCACACCACCAUCACAAUGGCUGUCAUGUGUGUGGCUGGGUUGUUCUUUAUCCCAGUCAUUGGUCUCACUGGCUUCCACAUUGUUCUGGUGGCCCGAGGGCGCACAACCAAUGAGCAGGUGACAGGGAAAUUCCGUGGGGGAGUGAAUCCCUUUACCCGCGGAUGCUGUGGAAACGUGGAACAUGUGCUCUGCAGCCCCUUGGCUCCCAGGUAUGUGGUUGAGCCCAAGAAGAAGCAAGCUGUGAGUGUGAAGCCUCCUUUCCUGAGGCCGGACUUGUCCGAGCGACAGAUCACGGUGAAGAUCAGCGACAACGGCAUCCAAGCCAACCUCAACCGCAGCAAGUCUAAAAUCAGCCUGGAAGGCCUGGAGGAUAAGAGUAUGGAUGUGCAACCAACUCUCCCACCCAAAGGAGAUCCAAGCAAGUACUCUGAGCUAAAAGGGCAGCUGGGCACCAGUGAAGAAGGUGGCCUCUCACCCAAACUGAUCAGCCCUCCCACUCCUGCCAUGUACAAAUACCGCCCAGGUUUCAGCAACACCCCCAAAGUUCACUACCACACCACAGCCGAGCAGAUCACCUUGCAGGAGGGACACAGUCAGGGGGCUCUGAUAGAAGAGGAUGGCAGGAGCCUUGAUUACCAGUCCGAACCCAGCUUGGACAUCCCCAGCUACCGGAAGAGCUCCCUGCACAAGACCUACCAGUCUUCCCCACUCCAGAUAGAUUCCUUUGCCAUCAAUUCACGAUCCCUGAGCCUGAAAUCUGCUGGCAGGAGAGGGACAGACAAAGUGCCCCUUCAUCCAAUAAAGUCCGAAGGAGCGGCUUCCACCCCUUACAAAAGCAUCUUUUCUCCCAAUUCCCUGUCAAACAGAAAUGGGAGUCUUUCCUAUGACAGUUUGCUGAACCCCAUGUCUCCCUCGGGGAGGAAGUGCAUUGCCCAUUCUGCAGUCAGCUCUGUUGGGUACCACUCUCCAUACUUGUCAGCCAAAAUGUGCCACCUGCGGGGCAGCGAGCUGCAGCGCCAGCCCCCGCAGAGCUUCAGCCCGGUGCUGGGCAGCCCGGCCCCGCAUCAGCGAGAGCCCUCCCCAGUGCGCUACGAUAACCUCUCCAAGACAAUUAUGGCAUCCAUCCAGGAGAGGAAAGAGAUGGAAGAGAGGGAGAAGCUCCUCCACUCGCACCCUGACUCGGUGUUUGCAGACUCAGGUGUCUAUGACACGCCCAGCUCCUACAGCCUGCAGCAAGUGAGCACGCUCUCGGAAGACCCGCGCAGCAUGGCCAUGAGAUACGGAUCCAGGGACAAUCUGAUGGCUGCCACCAGCUUUAGCACAAGGAACCCUAUACUGCAGUCCUCAGUGUCUUCACUCUCAAGUGCAAUGACAAGAGCCCCAAGGACUUCCACAACCUCUCUGCAAGCUGAUUUAGCCAAUAAUAACGUGCAGUCCCAUCAAGCACUGCAGGGCAGGGUGAGCAAUGGCUCCUACAAAUCCCCAGGCCACCAGGUCCCAUCGUCCCCCACAGGGAUGCCUAGGUCACCCUCUUAUGGAGGCCCGAAGGCUGUGUCGUUUGUAAACACUGUGGAAAUCACAGAGGUGCAGUCAGUGGGAGCACAGAGGGAUGACAUGCAGUUGAAGACACCUCACAGUAAAAUAAAUGGACAGCCAAAAGGAAUAACCAGGUUGGGUUCAACAUCAAGUUCCCAGGGGACACCAGUCAGCCCUGCUAGACACUCUAAUGUUAAGAAGGUGUCUGGAGUUGGUGGAACAACCUAUGAAAUUUCAGUGUAAAAUAAAAUGAAUUAAAAACAAAGAGCCAUCCACUCAGCCAGCCAUGAAGCUAGGAGCACUGUGAAGACUCAAACAACAACAAAGAAGGAGCAGCAGCAGUCGGCCACUCUCCUUUUCUUGUUUUGGGUUUGUUCUGUUUUCAUCUUUCUUUUUUGGCCAAAAACCAGCUGCAGCCUUAUUCUUGAGGGAAUAAUAAAAUUGUACAGUGUAUCAGACUCUUCCUGAACCGACAGUCAGGAACUGGCUACGACCUAAGACCACACGGAGUGGAAUUCCUUCCUGCAAGAGAGCGCUAAAGCCAUUGUGGUGUGUCUGUCCAACCACUCUGUUGUGUAGCACUUGUGCUGUGAAACAGUUCAGUCAGCUAGGAUCAGUCAGUUCUCCCAUGCCCCUUCCCAGUUCUUCUGGCCAGCGAGGUGUCUGGCAGGAGCCAGAGGACCAACUGCUGUUUUCCUGCUGACAUGGAAAGUGGGGUUCCUGUGCUGAGCAGGAGCUUCUCCUCGUCCCCCGGGCGCUGCAGCUCAGGUUCCUCCUCCUGGAAGGAGCAAGGCAAGGCCACUUGGGCUGCAGACACCAUGUCUUCUUUGGAAGCCUCCCUGGUCCCAGAUGGGGGCGGGAGAAAGGAUAGCAACAGCUUCUCCCUGUCUGCCGUUGGCCUCCCUGUGUGUGAAGUUGUGUGUGUGUGUGCGCGUGUUUGUCUUCAUGGAAAACGACCGCAACACCGGCGAGGAUCUGCCACUCUGACCUCCUGCUCCCUCUGGGUUUGAAAGGCUUCUCUGACCCAGCAACAGAACCAAGCAGAUGAGAAAAGAAAUGUUCAGAUGGAAGCAUAUUUUAAACAGCCAUCAGCUGCUUUCCCUGCACCCUCCUUACCUGUUGGAUUUAGGCAAUAACAGAGUUUACUGCCUCGCCCUGGAGCCGUCAGUGUAAUCCCGCAGCAAGGUUAACAUAAGCUGUCGAAUUUACAGUGUGUGUAACUGAGCCAAGCGUGCAUCUAAAGGAUAUAAAUUUUCUGUCUGCCUAAUUACUAGCACAUUCCCUCUGGUCUUCAAUACUGUUAGACAAAGGAUUUUCAAUUUGGGUUUUUUCCCCCCUGGGGAACAACUUUUUAAAAUAAUAUCAAUCAAAUCUAUUUAACAUUCUGAGGUUUCUUUUUCCUGUCUCCAGAAAACUACAUUUACUUUGUUGGAUUUAAAGACAACUUUACCGUAAAAAACAAGAAAGGGGUGCAUUACUUUUGUCAAAAAUAUGAGGACUCUGGCAAAGCUAAUUUUGGGACAAAUGGAUUUUUAUUUCUCUAUUCCUUAUCUCCUUUUCCUUACCAUUCAGUUACCACCUCAGAAGUCAAAAGUACUGAGAUCUGGACCAAUGCUAACUUGCCAGAUCAUGUGUGCAAUUAAGAAUAUCCUGAGCGACUGUUGCCAAAGUCACUAAAAAUUGUUAUUUAUCACUGAGCCAGUCAGCAUACAAGACCUCGACUUCCCACCUGGUUCUCUUGGUGAAUAGUUUUGAUUAGAGAUCUAAAUCCAUCAUUUUUCAGGAUAUUCGUUUCAAGGGGUUAAAUCCUUUUCAGUCCUUGACUAUAAUGGAAAGCUCUCCAGGUAUUUGGUAGCAAUUCAGAAUGUGUUAAUAAUAUCUUACUUGUUUUCAUGUAUGUUGAGGUUAAUUAUUCCAGAAGGCAAAUAUUGACCUUAAUUUUGCCUGGUUACAAUUUAUAUUUUGAUUUGAUGAAUCUUGACAUCUGCUGCAAUACAUGGUUAUUAUGUCCCUUGUAUAUCACAUUAUUUUUUGGAGACAAAGGUUGAAGAGAACAUAAGAAAGUUAAUCAUCUCUCUGUGUAACGCUCUAUGUUGCCUGAAGGAAGAAACGUGGAAAGCAAUGCAUCUGCAAUAGGCUAAAGUUCUGAAAGGGUGAAGUAGAAAUCAGUGUGCAUUUUAUUGCCUUGGUGAUAUUUUAAAUGCCUGGUGUAGGGAUAUUGCAGAGCAGUGAAGCAAUAGUGUUUCUGUGCAGAUUUGCUCACUGGCAUGUAGAACACUGUCUUUAAUUGGAGGCACCAUGGUGCCAAAAGGAUGCUGGCAAACUGGAUCAGGUAUAGAUGGAGCAAUAUAUAUUAAAGAACUGGAUGGGCUGGCUAAUGAGAAGAUUUAAAGGGCUAAAACAUGCCACUGGCUAAGCAAUGAAGUGGAAAUUGAGUACCAUAAUUUUACAAAUAUAUUACUUAAAAGUUGUAAAACCAAAGGUAAAUCCAAGGGUUGUCACUGGUAGCCAAUGCUCUACAUUUAGAAUGGGGCAGAAAAGAUGGAGAGGAAGGAGCAGUGAAUUGUCUUCCAAGCAGAAUUUUGGACAAACUGUUUAGGACAGUCAAACUGUAUUUGGACAAGUCAUUAAAAAAUUUCUGUGAGAGGUGAGUCUGUAGGGACAAGGGGUAGACCAGAUGGCCUUACAGAUUUCUUCCAUCUUUAACUGUUACUAAUCUGCAGUCUACCCUGAUGUUAACUCCUCAGGAAGAUGCAGUACUUCUUUAAGGACUGGAAUUCACUCUGGUGCAUAGAGCAUCACAAAAUUACUUGUUUUUAAAGUAUCAUGUAUGCCAUAUGUAAGCCCUGAAAAAGAGGGGGUAGGAAACACAUGGGAUUAGGGAGUGAGACAAGGGCACAUUUUAUCAUGUAUCUUUGAAUACGUACAUGAAAUUCAUGCAAGCAAGGCUGAAAAUUUGCACCAAUGUAAUAUUUGAGAUUUGCAUCCCAGUGAUGCUCCACUUUGAUCGUUCUUUCUCUUGCAUUUAUAAAUGAAAAAGCUACUGAGGAACUUGAAGGGCCAAAGAGCCUUUGAAGUUAACUACAUUAGUUCAUGAGAGAAUUUCUCAGUAAGACUAAACACAGUAUUGUGUGUAUAAAGCACUAAUAUCCAGGGUUAUUUUGACAUAGUUCACAAGGGGUAAGGGAGAAAAAAAGGAUGCACUGUGUCAGUACAGGUUCAGCAGUAAGGAUUAUGUAUUUUGUGAGUAGUUUUGCCCACAGUUGAGAGACAUUCAACUUCUUCAUAGGUUUACAAUGGUACCAAAGUAUUUUUUUUUUUCCUUUUGAGGUUUGCUUUUAAUUCAGUGCACAUAGCCUGGAGUAAAUGAUUCAGAGUUUCUGAAAGAAUAAUCUAAGCAGAACUGUUAACAGGAGAUUGCAUGCAGCAAAUCCAGCCUCAUUUCCAUCCAAGGCACUGAACCUGCAGCUAUUUACUCAUAAAUGUAAGUGUCUGUUCCAUAGUUCCUGUUGUGGGACUGGGGACCUAUUUAUUAAAUCUAAUUUUUGAGCAGAAUCCAGCCCAUAUUAAAGUAUAGUUCUUGAAGCAGUUUACAGAUCAGCAGUAAGGUUCUUCUGUCAAGAUACCCUGUUUUUACAGACACUGCAGGCCAAAUCUUCAGCUUGUAUAAAUUAGUGUGGCUCCAUGAAAGCUCAUUUAAUUGAUGCUAAUUUAUAGUAGGUGGGGAUCAGCCAUGAAAAUCCAGCACGAGUUAACACAUCCUGUAAAGUAGCUUUUUUAUUUUUGUCAUGCUUAUUUCAUGUUUCAAAAGUCUUAAAUAUUUUCAACAUGUUUUUAUUUGUAGCUGUGGAUUGUAUUACUUAUUUAAAAAAGAGCAAUAGGUUUUUUUAGUUUACGCAUCAGUUUUCAUUGCAUAUUGCAUUUUAUUAUCUGUUUGUUCCCUGUUCAUAUGCUCCCAUUUAGCCUCCAGGUUUUCAUUGUAGUACUUUUCUGCCUUGAAAAGUUGGAUCUCUAUAUCUUUAGUUGUAUAAUAUAUUGAGUAUUAUGGAAUUAAAUGUACCUUACUACAUGGGUGGGAGAGAGAGAAAAUAUUUUUACUUGAAGCCUUAAUAUUUUCUUUUUUUACUACUUUGUUUGUUGACCUCAUAGGAAAGUCUGAAUAGCAAAGACUUUGAAACUCCGGGCCAAAUACUGCACUGACAGACAACCAGCAUUUGGCCCCCAUGUCAAAACUGGAUGCAGACAUAACCUGAAGUGAACAAGGGAAAAAGCCUCAGGGUGGCAUAUUUUCCUGAAGAUCAUUAAUACAGUCUCAAAACAUGUCUGUAAGCAAGUACAUUAAAGAAGUCUUCAAGUCUUGAAUUUUUAAGGAAGGUGAUAGCAGGAACUGCCCUAAUAUCUUACAUCUGCUUUUUUUUUU
This is a messenger RNA of Melozone crissalis (California towhee), 6603 nucleotides long. It is a transcript of the gene ZDHHC8, whose product is annotated as zinc finger DHHC-type palmitoyltransferase 8. Gene Ontology annotation, biological process: protein palmitoylation. The record is from RefSeq and is a predicted model, not a curated record. Lineage: Eukaryota; Metazoa; Chordata; Aves; Passeriformes; Passerellidae. The coding region runs from base 105 to 2426 and encodes 773 amino acids. The transcript has 11 exons. Gene Ontology annotation, molecular function: palmitoyltransferase activity.